Molecule: messenger RNA, 1527 nt
Organism: Elaeis guineensis (African oil palm)
Lineage: Eukaryota; Viridiplantae; Streptophyta; Magnoliopsida; Arecales; Arecaceae
Product: peptidyl-prolyl cis-trans isomerase CYP40
Biological process (GO): protein folding; protein peptidyl-prolyl isomerization
Cellular component (GO): cytoplasm
Molecular function (GO): cyclosporin A binding; protein binding; peptidyl-prolyl cis-trans isomerase activity
Source: RefSeq, a predicted model, not a curated record
AGAGAGAGAGAGAGAGAGAGAGAGAGAGAGAGCGGAGAGAGAUGGAGGGAGGGGAGGAGAAGAGGGCGGCGAAUCCGCGGUGCUACAUGGAUAUCAGCAUCGGAGGGGAGAUGGAAGGGAGGAUCGUGGUGGAGCUCUACGCUGGUGUGGUGCCGAGGACGGCGGAGAACUUCAGGGCGCUGUGCACCGGGGAGAAAGGCAUCGGGCCCAAUACCGGUGUGCCGCUCCACUACAAGGGUACACGUUUUCACCGUGUUAUCAAAGGUUUUAUGAUACAAGGUGGAGAUAUAUCUGUGGGUGAUGGAACUGGAGGAGAAUCCAUAUAUGGACUAAACUUUGAGGACGAGAACUUUGUAUUGAAACAUGAAAGAAAGGGAAUGCUAUCUAUGGCCAAUUCUGGCCCCAAUACCAAUGGCUCUCAGUUCUUUAUUACUACCACCAGAACAUCUCAUCUAGAUGGAAAACAUGUUGUGUUUGGGAAGGUGGUUAAAGGAAUGGGAGUUGUUCGAGCAAUUGAGCAUACUCCUGUUGGAGAAGGUGAUUAUCCCAAUGUUGAUGUAAUAAUUGUGGGUUGUGGAGAACUUUCUGAGGGGGCUGAUGAUGGAGUUUCAAAUUUCUUCAAAGAUGGUGAUAUGUAUCCAGAGUGGCCCAACGACCUUGAUGAGAAGCCAAGCGAUGUCUCAUGGUGGAUGAAUGCUGUGGACUCUGCUAAAGCUUUUGGAAAUGAUAACUUCAAGAAACAGGACUUUAAGAUGGCUCUUAGAAAGUACCGUAAGGCUCUGCGCUACUUGGAUGUUUGCUGGGAGAAAGAAGAAAUUGAUGAGGAGAAGAGCUCAUUGUUGCGGAAGACAAAGUCUAUUAUACUCACAAAUAGUUCUGCUUGCAAAUUGAAAUUAGGAGAUUCCAGGGGUGCCUUAUUAGAUGCUGACUUUGCAUUGCGCGAAAGAGAGGGUAAUGCAAAAGCAUACUACCGCCAGGGCCAGGCACACAUGUCACUUGGUGAUGUGGAUGCUGCUGCGGAAAGUUUCAAGAAGGCACUGGAGUUAGAGCCAAAUGAUGGAGGCAUAAAGAAAGAGCUUGCUGCUGCAAAGAAGAAGAUUGCUGAUAGACGGGAUCAAGAGCGAAAGGCUUAUUCCAGAAUGUUCCGAGUCCCAGUAAGAUCAGAUGCAAAUAAUGAGGAGAAACAUUGCUGACGAGAAUUCAGGUCUAAAAAAUUACAUGAAAUCUUUUGGCAAGCAGGCAGAUAUAGCAGGUUCUCAUUGAACAUAGAGUCAGGUAUGUAAUUGGGACUGAAGAAAAAAGAUAAGGUCCAGAUCCCUUGAGAUGGACGCAUACAGAAAAGGAUAAAAAUGCUUGAGCCAUUUUUUCCUAAAAAUAGUUGAUGUUGCAUCAGGACAUUGUAGUAAUAGGCUGUUUAGAUGAGGGAUGUUUAGAUUUUACUACUUCAAAGACUCCGUUAGGUUCUCCACAUGAACUUUCAUACUUUUUAUUAAUUGCAUGGUUUAUUCUGCACUUUUUACUCCUUCA